AUGCCUUCGUACGCUAAGUUCCUAAAAGAAAUCCUAUCAAACAAAAAGAAACUCGAGGAUAAUGAAACUAUAACGCUUACCGCUGAAUGCAGCGCUAUCAUCCAAAAUAACAUGCCUCCAAAACUGAAAGACCCUGGUAGUUUCUCUAUACCCUGCGUAAUAAGAAAAACCAUCAUAGAGAAAGCCUUGUGCGAUUUAGGAGCCAGUGUUAGUUUGAUGCCUCUUUCGACCUGCAAGAAACUCAAUCUAGGUGAGCUUAAAGCAACGAGAAUGUCUCUUCAACUAGCUGACCGUUCAGUCAAAUACCCUGUAGGAAUGUUAGAAAAUAUCCCUGUUCGUGUAGGUCAAUUCUACAUCCCAACUGACUUCAUCAUUAUGGAUAUCCAAGAAGAUUCUAACAUCCCGAUCAUACUAGGAAGACCAUUUUUGGCAACCGCUGGUGCAAUUAUAGAUGUCAAGCGAGGAAAGCUUACUUUCGAAGUAGGAGAAGAGAAAAUAGAAUUUAUACUUUCCCAAUUCCUAAAAGCACCCUCUAUAGUUGACACAUGCUGCUCCGCCGACAUAAUCGACGAGUGUGUUAAGGAAAUAAAAUCCGAACCAAGUAAGGAAACCGAAAUCCUAAAAAUUCCUAUACCGCCAAUCUUUGAAGAUGACAACUGGCGUGGGGAAUAUCAAGAUAACCAUCUGAGUGAAUGUCUAGCCUUAACUCCUGAUCCUAUACCUGGACCGAAGAAGCCUGCUAUAGAACUGAAAACAUUACCUACCGAUCUUAGAUACGAAUUCCUAGACGAAGAACUAAACAAACCAGUUAUAGUAAAUGCCAACUUAGGACAAACCGAGACUAUAUUCCGUUUUUAA
This is a messenger RNA of Vicia villosa (hairy vetch), 858 nucleotides long. RefSeq lists its product as uncharacterized. Lineage: Eukaryota; Viridiplantae; Streptophyta; Magnoliopsida; Fabales; Fabaceae. The record is from RefSeq and is a predicted model, not a curated record. Gene Ontology annotation, biological process: proteolysis. Gene Ontology annotation, molecular function: aspartic-type endopeptidase activity. The transcript is spliced from 2 exons. Bases 1 to 858 code for a protein of 285 amino acids.